AUGUCUGAAUCGAUAAUCGCGCCAACAUAUGAGACGCCCGAAAAAUUACCGCUUAAGGCGUCUAAGGUAAAAAAAGGAGAAAUACAAGUUAUUUUUGGUCCUAUGUUCUCUGGAAAGUCUACAGAGCUGUUAUAGCAUUUUAUUUUAAGUUAUUGCCCAGCCCAUAUUUUAUAUAAUGUAAAUUAAUAUAAAAAUUAAAAAAAAUUAAUCAUUAAAAACGUAUCUUUCUUGGUUUUAAAAGCUUAAAUAAUAAGCAGUCCUAGCAGCCUAUUUAUAUUGAAAACUAGAUUUUAAAUCCGAUUUAUAAAAUUAAAUAUUGUCUUUAAAGAAUAUAUACGUAGAAUCCGGAGGUACAAAGUCCGUAAUGAUUCCUGCAUUUUGCUUAAAACUAAAGAUGCCCGCUAUGAAAAUGAUGAAGAUAAAGUCGUUACUCAUGACUUGGUAAACUACUUAGAAGCAUUUGCAUGUGAUACUUUAUAUGAGGCUGAAAAUGUAGCUGACUCUCAUGACGUUAUAGGGAUAGAUGAAGGGCAAUUUUUCUCAGACAUCAUCAGUUUUGUUGAAGAUAUGGCGAAUAGAGGUAAAAUUGUGAUCAUUGCUUGUCUAGAUUCUGAUUUCAGAAGAGAACCAUUUGGGACUAUUUGUCAAUUAAUUGCCAAAGCAGAAAGAGUUACUAAGUUAAGCAGCAUCUGCCACUAUUGCAAAGAUGAUGCAGCAUUUAGUGCAAGGCUGACACAAGAGCAGGCAAUAAAAGUUAUAGGUGGCCCUGACAAAUACAAGCCUGUAUGCAGAACUUGCUAUUUUUUACAUUCCCAUUCUUCAUAA
Blepharisma stoltei is the source of this 825-nucleotide messenger RNA. The record is from the annotation of a GenBank genome assembly. Lineage: Eukaryota; Ciliophora; Heterotrichea; Heterotrichida; Blepharismidae.